This is a messenger RNA of Clavispora lusitaniae ATCC 42720, 1338 nucleotides long. It is a transcript of the gene BFR1, whose product is annotated as Bfr1p. The record is from RefSeq and is a predicted model, not a curated record. Gene Ontology annotation, biological process: intracellular mRNA localization. NCBI's taxonomy places the organism in Eukaryota, Fungi, Ascomycota, Pichiomycetes, Serinales, Metschnikowiaceae. Gene Ontology annotation, cellular component: endoplasmic reticulum; ribonucleoprotein complex; nuclear outer membrane-endoplasmic reticulum membrane network. Gene Ontology annotation, molecular function: mRNA binding.
AUGUCCACCACCCAACGCCCAAGACGCGUAAUCAAGCGUCCAGAUGACUCUGCCAUGAACAAGGAAAUUGAAGAAUUGAGGGCAGAGAUCAAGCAGUUGGACUUGUCUCAGAACAAGAUUUCUGCUGAAAUCGACAAGAUCGCUUCGGACCCAAAAUUGAACGAAAAGAGACAGGAGUUGAGAGACCAGUUGAAGACUAUUGUUGCCAAACAGGCCACCAUCAAGCAGGAGAGAAGAGCUAUUCAGGAGCAGAUCAAGAACGUCGACACCAACUUGAAGAGAAAAAUCGGUGACAUCCAAAAGUUGACUGGCAAGAACAACUACAAGUCUGGUGCCGAGAUUGAUGCCAGAGUCAAGUACUUGGACGAUUUGGUUGGUACAGGCGACUUGAAGUUGGCUGACGAGAGAAGAUACGUCAAGGAAAUGACUUCUUUGCGUAAGUUGAGAAAGGACUUUGUCGAAGUCGAGAAGCAACAAGAGGAAAUCGACAAGGACAAGGCCAAGAUUGCCGACUUGAAAAAGAAAUUGAAUGCCAUCGACAACAAAGAGGUUCAACAGCAGUACGAGAAGGUGCAAAAGGAAUUGGAUGCUAUCAACGACGCCAACAAGUCGGUCUAUGACAAGAGAGCUGAGUUGUACAAGAAGAGAGAUGCCGUGAGAGCUUCCAAGAAUGAGAAGUACAGCAAGAUCAAGAAGUUGAGAGCCGACUUUGACGCUGAAUUUGCCAAGUUCAAGAAGGAGUUGGCAGAGGAACAGAAGAAGAGACAGGAGGAAUACAACGCCAGACAAGCCGAGCAAAAGCAGGCUAAGCUCAAGGAAGCAGCCGAGCAAAGAUUGGCUGAGGCUUCUAUCCCAGCUUUCACCGAGGAGAUCAACGAGAUCCACACCUUGUUGGGAUACUUUGACCCUACCUACGUCAAGCCCCAAAAGAAUGCUGUCUUGGAUGCCACCAAGUCUACUUUCGAAGAGAAGAAGAACAUUAGAGAGGUGGAGAUGCCUUCCGAUGUUGUGAUCUUGAAGAAGGAACAACAAUCUUUCUUUGAAGGUUCCAAGACCAAGAAGAACAAGAAGAAGGCAGCUAAGUCGAAGAACUUCACUGUGGAUUCGGAUGUUAUCCUCUCCUUGACCAACUUGUCCAUCCCAUUGCCAACAAAGUCCGACGAUGUUCCUAAUACCAUCAACAUUUUGAAGGAAACUUUGACUGCAUUGCAAGAGAAGCAAGAAGAACAGACCAAAGUCAACAUCGAAAAGGCCAAGGCUGAGAUUGCCAAGCUUGAGGCCCAGGCCGAAAAGGACGAUGAAGAGGAGGCUGAAGCUGAAGCGGAGGAGGAAGCAUAA